Knipowitschia caucasica is the source of this 273-nucleotide messenger RNA. The record is from the annotation of a GenBank genome assembly. Lineage: Eukaryota; Metazoa; Chordata; Actinopteri; Gobiiformes; Gobiidae.
AUGGCACGCAUCUGUCCGUCCGACCCCCGCGGAGGGAAGCAGCCAGUGCAGCGUCGGACACAAGGGACAAGCCUGGCGUGGCGAGGGUUAAAGACCAGGACGUCCAAGAGCGGAGCCUCAUACUGCAGCCAAAGACAUCUGGUGGGCGGCAGUGUGGAGGUAGAAGAGGUUGAGAAGAGCAGCAAACAAAAUGAAGAGAGGGUUUUGGAAAUGAUCUUGGACCUGGAGCCUGAUCACUUCACAAAUUUCAGCUUCAGACGCAAAAUUGUGUAA